Messenger RNA from Clupea harengus (Atlantic herring), 10367 nucleotides. It is a transcript of the gene myo9bl, whose product is annotated as unconventional myosin-IXb. Gene Ontology annotation, biological process: intracellular signal transduction; actin filament-based movement; lamellipodium morphogenesis. Bases 571 to 7644 code for a protein of 2357 amino acids. NCBI's taxonomy places the organism in Eukaryota, Metazoa, Chordata, Actinopteri, Clupeiformes, Clupeidae. The transcript has 44 exons. Gene Ontology annotation, molecular function: ATP binding; ATP hydrolysis activity; actin filament binding. The record is from RefSeq and is a predicted model, not a curated record. Gene Ontology annotation, cellular component: lamellipodium; myosin complex; actin filament.
ACGACAUUAUCGAGUCUUAAGGCGCAAUGAAUUAAAACUGGACUUGCGGCUUUUCGCUGAACUUUUUUUCUUCACAACGAACCAGAACGGCUGCUCUCUGGAGGGAGGAAGUACACUAGCCAGCAAAGUAGACUGGCCUCCGUCUAAUAGGAUGCGGGUGUUGCUUUAUGUGAACUUAGUUAAAGAAGAGUAAUCGCUAUGUCUGACGACUGAUUUCAGUCUCGUUUAUAAGGUAGCUAUUGUUUGCAGCUAGGUUUAAAAGUAUAUUCUCGGUAAACCGCACCGGGUGGCAAACGACAAUUAGUAACUUAUUGAACAAGCUAGCUAGCGAUUAGCCGCACAACAAACUGGCCUUAGUUGAUUGGGGAACUUGGUUUACGAAUCGCAGACAAGGCGAACUGCUCUGUAACGACAAAGCUUUGUUUUCAGUCUCGUAAGAGCAGUGAAAUUGAACACGAGACGGGAAUGAACGCAUAGGAUUCUACAAUUUCUACAGAGUAACUUGAUGAGGUGCUAGAUGGUGUAUGUGAAGGCCAUGAGGCAUGCUGAGCCUGUCCUCCCAGUGCCAGAAUGAGUGUCAUGGAUGACAAUGAGGCAGCUUGCCAAGAUGGAAGAUCCUACGUUCUCCAGGUCUACCCUCGGAUCCCAGAGGAGACGGACUCUUGCUGCACCCUCAAGGUCACCAAGGAUGCCACAGCAUCCACAGUCAUACAGGACGUGUCCGCCAACCUGGGCUUGGACGCGUCGAAGAGCUACGUCUUGGCCGAGGUGAAGGAGUGUGGUGGAGAGGAAUGGGUGCUUGAGGCCACCGACCUUCCUGUUCACCGGGUUUUGCUCUGGCCCCGCAAGGCUCAGGAUCAGCAUCUCCAAAGCGAGGGCUUCUACUUCCUGCUGCAGGAGCGGAACCGCGAUGGCACUGUCCGCUAUGUGCACCUCCCGGCCCUCUCUAGGGAGCGGGAGGCCCAGCGCCUGGUGGCCCGAGGCUUCCUGCCCCCUCCUCACAAGGACUUUGAUGACCUCUGCAACCUUCCUGUCCUGAACGAGGACACCAUCUUGGAAAACUUGCGCAACCGUUUCCACAAGAAAAAGAUCUACACCUAUGCUGGAAGCAUCCUCAUUGCAAUCAACCCCUUUAAGUUCCUGCCCAUCUACAACCCCAAGUAUGUUAAGAUGUAUGAGAACCAUCAGCUGGGGAAGCUAGAGCCCCACAUCUUUGCCAUUGCCGACGUGACCUACUAUGCCAUGUUGCGCAAGCGCAUGAACCAAUGCAUCGUCAUCUCUGGAGAGAGUGGUUCUGGGAAAACCCAGAGCACUAAUUUCCUCAUCCACUGUCUGACGGCGUUGAGUCAAAAAGGCUAUGCUAGUGGUGUGGAGAGAACCAUCCUUGGGGCAGGACCUGUGCUGGAGGCCUUUGGCAAUGCAAAGACGGCCCACAACAACAACUCCAGUCGCUUUGGGAAGUUCAUCCAAGUCAACUAUCUGGAGAAUGGCGUGGUCCGUGGGGCUGUGGUGGAGAAGUAUCUGCUGGAGAAGUCCCGCUUGGUCUCCAGAGAGAAAAAUGAGAGGAACUACCACGUAUUUUACUACCUGCUGGUGGGAGCCUCCGAAGAGGAACGCAAGGAGUUCAAGCUGCUACGGCCUGAAGACUACCUCUACCUCAAGCAGCAAAACUCUAUGAUCGAAGAUGAAGAAGACCUUCGGCAUGACUUUGAGCGGUUGCAACAGGCUAUGGAGAUGGUGGGCUUCCUGCCCGCCACCAAAAAACAAAUAUUCACAGUACUGUCGGCCAUUUUGUAUCUGGGCAAUGUGACGUACCGGCGCAAGUCAACCGGCCGAGAUGAGGGGCUGGACGUGGGUCCUCCUGAGGUCCUCAGCACCCUGUCCGACCUGCUGAAGGUUAAAGAAGAGCUGCUCGUAGAGGCGCUCACGAAAAGGAAAACCGUGACAGUCAAUGACAAGCUAAUCCUACCUUACAGCCAAAGCGAGGCCAUCACAGCACGGGACUCCAUGGCCAAAUCUCUGUACAGUGCCUUGUUCGACUGGAUCGUUCUGCGCAUUAAUCAUGCGCUGCUUAACAAGAAAGACAUGGAGGAAUCUGUGCCGUGCUUGUCUAUUGGCGUGCUGGAUAUUUUUGGUUUCGAGGACUUCCCGAACAAUAGCUUUGAGCAGUUUUGCAUCAAUUAUGCCAACGAGCAGCUUCAGUAUUACUUCAACCAGCACAUCUUUAAACUUGAGCAGGAAGAGUACCAGACAGAGGGCAUCACCUGGCACAACAUUGACUACACGGACAAUGUGGGAUGCAUUCACCUGAUCAGCAGGAAGCCCACUGGACUCCUCCAAUUAUUGGAUGAGGAGAGCAACUUUCCUCAUGCCACUGAUAAAACACUGCUGGCUAAGUUUAAGCAGCAGCAUCACAGCAACAAGUACUUUGUUGCCACGCCGGUGAUGGAGCCGGCAUUCGUCAUAUGGCAUUUUGCUGGGAACGUCAAGUACCAGAUCAAGGACUUUAGGGAGAAGAACACGGACCACAUGCGGCCUGAUAUUGUGGCACUGCUGCGCAGCAGUGACCGGGCGUACGUGCGUCAGCUAAUUGGGAUGGAUCCUAUUGCCAUGUUCCGCUGGGGCAUCCUCCGUGCCACCGUCCGUGGCAUUGCGGCCUUCAAUGAGGCGGGCAGACGCUGGGCAGCUAAGACAGCGGGUGUGGCCAGACCCACUUCUAGGACACCCCUUGGAGAAUUACAGCGGUCCAACACACCUAUUGAAAGGAUGUACCGCCGUACCUCUAUGCUCGAUUUCUCCUUUGAUCAUUCAGAGGAGCGCCCCCUAGAUGCCUUUGAGGACAUCUUUGCUAGCUUUGAGAGUAAAAAGGACAUGCAUGCCCAAAUCAUCAGCUCCAUUAAAGAUUUGCAGUUGGACGGUGAGGACCCUCGCAAGCUACUGCAGUCCUGGGGGCGUCUGCGGUUCCCACGCCACGUCCUUCAGAAAAAUAAGAACGCCAAGCAGAAGCAGCUCAUUCCUAAGGUACUCCUUGACUCGCGUUCCCUUAAAUUCAUCGUGAGACUCACACUGCACGAUCGAACCACCAAGUCCUCGCUGCACCUGCACAAGAAGAAGAAGCCACCCAGCAUCAGCGCUCAGUUCCAGACCUCCCUGAGCAAGCUGCUGGAGACGCUGGGAAGGGCUGAACCAUUCUUCAUUCGCUGCCUCAGGUCUAAUGCCGAAAAGAGGGAGAUGUGCUUUGAUGAGUCCCUGAUCCUGCAGCAGCUGCGGUACACAGGCAUGCUGGAAACAGUCCGCAUCCGGAGGUCUGGGUAUGGUGCCAAGUAUACUUUUCAGGAUUUCUUGGAGCAGUUUCGAGUGUUGCUGCCCAGGAAUGCUGCUUCAUGCCAAGAGGACAUCUCAGCUCUCCUUCAAAAGAUGGGACUCGACAACACUACCUAUCAGAUUGGCAAAACCAAGGUCUAUCUCAAGGAGCUUGAGCGUCAAAAGCUGCAGGACACGCUACACAAGGACGUCAUGCGCAAGAUCAUCUUCCUGCAGCGCUGGUUCCGCGCCAAACUGGAGCAGCGGCACUUUGAGAGCAUGAGGCAGUCAGCCAUCCUCCUUCAGGGAUGCUGGCGGCGUUAUUAUAGGAAUCGGCGCUAUCGGGCCGCCACUGUACUGCAGGCCCACUGGAGGGGCUGCAGGCAGCGGACAGAGUAUCUACGUCAACGUUCCGUCAUCCAGAAGAUGCAGGCGUUGGUGAGGGGCAGCUCUGCACGCCGGAGAUGCCAAUCCAUCAAGGAAGAGAAAAGAAACAGAGAAGAGGAGGAGGAGGAGGAGGAGGAGGAAGAAGCAAGGAUAAUUGAAGAGGAGGAAGCUAAGAAAAGGGAGGAAGAGGAGGAGGCAAAGAGAAGAGAAGAUGAGACGAGAUUAGCAGCAGAGGCUGAAGCAAAGAGAGCGAUGGAAGAGGAAGAAGAGGCGGCUAGGAGGCUGAAAGAGAAGGAAGAGUCUGCCAAGCAAGCGUUGGAAUCGGAGCAGCAGGCUGCCCCACUGUGUCCUCAGGCAGUAGUACCAGAAGACUCUCAGGAGGCCGAGAGUAGGAAGGAAACGCCUAAAAGCACCAGCCAGCCAGAACCAGUGGUACAAACAGCAAGAGCAGAGGAGUGUCAGGACGUCCAGGCCCAGGAGGAGGGCAGGUCCCCCGUCCAGGAAUCCUCAGGGUCUGGGGAGAAGAAAGCCCUGGAUGUCCCCCAUCCACAUGCUGAAAACGGUACACAGGCUGAGGCUGGGCCUGAACCUGAGUUACUUGAAAGCGCACAGCCCCAGGACAACGAAGCUGCUCCAGCUUCGCCAAAAGAGAAGGAGGUCCAUGACACGGCACUCAUCCCAGAGAAGGAGCAGGAGUCUCUGACGCAUGUGGUUCCUGCCGCUUCAGAUGCCACUGGUGCUGCCCCAGAGAAAGGGGUCCGAGCUGCUCCCCAGCAGCAGGGGAAAGCCCAGGUGUCACGGAGCCAGGAGAAGAGGGAGAUGAGGCGCCAACGAGGCCUAGAGCAUAGCCAGAGGGAGCUACAGAGGGCUGCCUCGGCCUGCAAGGAUGACGCGCCCCCCAGGCUCAAAAGCCAGGAGCCCCCUAGCAGUACCAGUACCAGCGAGACUGCUGAGGCCAAGCCCAAGGAGCAUUCUGACAACAAAGGGCUGGACCAGUACACCUUUGUGGCUUGGAAGGACAAAGGGAAGGCUAAGGAGAGUAAGAGCUCAUCUCCCGUACUGGUGCGACCCACCACUCUGCCCUUGGAUAUCCCUGGCCCUAAGAUGGAGAGAAAUGGGCACAGCGAGGCCUCCAGUCCCCUGCCAAUGGGAACAGGGAGCCUGCCAGGUCAUGGCAAGCCGAGUGACCAUGACCGGUCGGAGAGGAGGAAGGGCAAGAGGGGAGGGGAACCAUCAGAGAACAUUUCCCAUGAAGCACAGAUCCCGAAGAGCAGGAAGAUAAACUCCCUGCGGGCUCAGGAUAGGGAUAUCUCAUUAUCUCUUGAUGACGUGUCCAGUUAUGUCCCCCCUACUGCAGAUGGUCCUGGAAACAAAAAGGGCAGGGUGCGUUUCCGCAAGCACCGCAAACGCCGAGGCUUAGGCUUUGCACGUAGCUGCUUGGCAGGUAAAAGUGCAGAAAUGGAAGAUGUGGAGUACUGGACUUUCCCUUUGCCCCCCACGAGUCCUGUCCAGACCACAAGUCCAAACAUACAGCAGGUUCAGGGUCAGGCCAGCACAGAGUCCAUAGCGGAUGGGGCUAAAGCCAGCUCACUCAGCAGGAGGUCCCCGGAGGGUCCGGGCCCGCAGGACACUACUCCCCUCCAGCCCUCCACUCCAGAGAGGUCUGGGUUCCUGAGAAAGAUCCUGAAGAAGCGUGAAAAAGUCCAAACACCUGAGGAUGGGGACUUCACUAUGACCCAGGCUCUGGCUGAACGGUCUGCAGAAGUUGCCCACCCACCUCAUUCCUCCCGCUCCCACCACGGUGAGGCGCCAGGCGGACGAUUAGGCCGCAAUCCCACCAUCAAGAUCAGCCGCGCCACGCGGGUAUCUGAACAGUGGAAUGCCUCGCUGGACCGCGAGAUCACCAACACCAACGAGCUGCGCCACUUGGACGAGUUCCUUGGCAAUCAGGUGAAUGACCUCCGCUCCAGAGGCAAGCAGCUGUCGGCCACGGAGGACAUCUUCAUCACGGCAACACGGGAGUUCCGAGAGACCAUCAAGGGCAUGUACUCCCUGCCUAAGCCCCACAUUGGCUACAAGACCCUGAUGAAGAACUACCAGAUGAAGGUUGUGGCCCUUGCGGGAGAGAAGCAGAAGGCUGAGGUGCAGCUGGUGGUCAACCUCUUCCAGUCAGUCCUAGACGGUUUCAUACGAGGAGAGAUUAAGAAGGAGGAAGCAGAGCCAGCCAAGCCCACUAAAACCCGGAAAAAGAGACGGAAAAAGGAUAAAAGUAUGGAGAGCCCACUGGACCACAUGUUCACCACCUACCAGGUGAACAUCGUGCAGUCUUGUGACCAAUGCACCUCCUAUAUAUGGGGCAUGGAGAAAGCCUGCAUGUGUAGCUUCUGCAAAAUGGUGUGCCACAAGAAGUGCCUAAACAAAAUUACCUCUGACUGCUCCUCCUUCUGUGCCAAGAAGAAUGAAGACGAUUCGGGGAUGCGCAACUUUGGGGUGCGUGUGUGCCGCCUAGUGAGUGACAAGGCCCCGGUCCCCUUUGUUCUGGAGAUCAUGCUGGAGCACGUGGAGAUGAAUGGCCUGUACACCGAGGGCAUCUACAGGAAGUCCGGCUCCGCCAACCGCAUGAAGGAGCUCCAUCAGAAGAUGGAGGCAGACCCCACCAGUGUGUGCCUCGAGGCCUACUCCAUCCACAUCGUCACUGGCCUGAUCAAGCAAUGGCUGAGAGAGCUCCCUGACCCCAUCAUGACCUUCAACCAUUACAGUGAUUUCCUUCGAGCUGUGGAACUCCCUGAAAAGCAGGAACAAGUUCAAGCCAUUUACAGAAUCCUGGAUCAGCUUCCCUCUUCCCACUUCAACACGCUGGAGAGAGUCAUCUUCCAUCUCGUCAGAGUGUCGAAAGGGGAGACGCAUAACCGCAUGAACCCUAACUCUCUCGCCAUCGUCUUCGCCCCGUGCAUCCUGCGCUGUCCAGACAGCGCCGAUCCGCUGAUGAGCAUGAAGGAUGUCGCCAAGACAACCAUGUGUGUGGAGAUGCUGAUCAAUGAGCAGAUCAGGCGAUACAAUGAGAAGAUGGAGGAGAUCGAGCAGCUGGAGUACGCCGAGAACCUGGCCGUCAAUCAGCUCAAGCUGAAGAGAAACAACACGACCUGGCGGUUACCACUCAGGUACACCUCUCCAGUGGUGAGAGGCUCGGUGAGGGAGAGGGCGUCUUCAUCAGACCUGUGCGUGGUGCCCGAGAACGAGCCCAUCGACUCGGACACGGAGGCGGAGAGAAACCUGAUGGAGAGGAUCAAGUCCAUCAAGCAGGAGAAAGAGGAGCUGGCCUGCAGGCUGCCUGAGCUGGAGCAGCCCGGCUCGGACCAGGAGAACCUGGACUCGGAGGCGUCACUGAGCUCCGAGAGCCUGCUGGAUAUCCGCGUUGCCACCCCCACUCUCAGAACCGGCCCCCCAACCACCACCACCAGCACCACCACCACCGCUGCUGAGACGGAAGGCAGGACGCCGACAGCAGUGCGCAGGCCUCGUCCCUUGUGUCCCCCCAAACCCACAGACCUGCCCGAGCGGCCCCAAUCCUUCUGCGGUGCUGCCGCGGCUGAAAGCUCCUCCUGGCUGAACGCCGUGCGCCAGCAGAUCCAGCGCCGCCACCCCGUCAUCCCCGGCACUGUGCGGCUGCCCCCGGGCGUCUCCCGCUCCUCCACCGCCGGCGCCGCGUCGACCCCGGCCUCGCGCCAGGCCCACUUCCUCACCGUGGUGCAGCGUCGCGAGCACCCGGGCCGCCGCAAGGACAGCAUCCAGUCGCUCUACAUCGCCCCCGGCACAACACCCCCCUCCCCGUUGUUGCCAGCCCUCCUCCCCUCCCCGACCUCCACCAAGGUCAACAGGCGGUUCUCUGACCCAGACAUCCCCUACAUAGACGACUAUUCCCCAGCAGGAGAGGCUGAGAGAGGAGGCAGCUAAAGAGCAGACAGCUGUCUGGACUGCACUCACAUGUCCUCUCCAGGUGCAAAGCCCAUGUAGAACGCUCUUAGACUGGCUCAACCCGCUGCCGUCUCAAACCUGGAGUGGGGCCUUGAUACCCCAGCUGCCGCCAGCUACACAGUCAAUGAGAAGCAGAGGAACGCUAUACCAUCAUGUGUGUUUUUUUUAUUAUUUUAUUUUGUUUUGUUUUAUUUUUGUUAACGUUCUCACCAAGCACUUUUUAAUACUGUUAAUAUAUUGUUUUUAAAGACCAUUAAUGCUGUGCUUCAGGCACAUAGACUGUUCUUGAAGCCUUGAUUUUUGUUAUUAGUAGUAGAGGUAGUAUCAUAAUGUCAAAUGUCAGGAUAUUGCACCUUUUCAUUCCCUGGUAUGAUCUCGUCAUGGUAGAACCAAACCAACUCUCUGGACAUUUUAAUCAGUUGUGCCUUCAUCUUGUGUCUUUGUACAAGUCUAUACAUUCUUUCAUCUCCAGCAUUGAUUAAUAAUUGGAUGCAUCUUUUAUGGUUAUAAUUUUAUUUGGGGGUGGGGGGGGGGUAUAUUUACAAACUCUAGACAUGUCCAAAACAGGACCAAACCCUUGCUAUGUUGGUGGGAUGGGGUGGGGGUAGGCUUAAAUGGACUGCCGUGUUCUUGCCCCCUCCUCUCUUGCUUGUCCACCUUGGGAUAUUCAUCACACUGCUUUCUGCUAACAAAGGGAACAUGGGAGCAGCACAAGCCACUUUCUCUCCGAUGAUUAACAAAACAGCCCCCCCCCCCCCCCCCAAGGGUCUCCUAUUUUUAAUCAACUUUCUCCUAGUUCCAUCAUCGCGUUGCUCUUGUUAACAUUUCCACGUCUCCAUGGCUUCAGUGGACUGAUGGACACUCUUGAGUGAAACGGGGUGUUUAUAUUGAACGUGGACAUAUUGAAGGAUAAACCCUUCUGGUUGAAAGCCAUGGUGUUUUAAAAUACUAAUGUCAUUAAAACUGCUGAUGGACAGAGGGUUGUGCUGUACUGAAUGAAUGCUGUUCUAGUCUUGAGUAGAUGUGUGUUGAUCGUGGAUUAUACAGAAAGUGUUGGUGUGGAUCGUUCAUUUUGUUCAUCAGUGAUGCCUUUUUGCGUUUUAAGACUGUGGAGAAAUGAUUAACUCCUUUUUAUUUUCUUACAAUACAAAUUGUACUGGCUGCAGGGUUGAAUGUCAAGUGUUUAUGUACAUAUUUAUUGUCAUCAUACCUCUCCCAGUUGCUCUGCAAAGCCAUGAAGCUUAUGCGCCCUUUGGAGAAUAUUGUCCUAACACAAUACAUUUUGAGAACAUUUCCACCACCUAGUGUCCUCUAUGUGCAUUACAUGUUAAUGAGGCCACAGAGAUGAGACUGAGAGGACAAAAACAUGAGAGAUCAUAACCAUGACAUGGCAUUAUGGUGAAAAUCCAACCAAUCAAGAUCUCAGAAAAGAUGUGUAUGAGGAGUCGGCUCAAUGAGGGGUGGAGAGGGGUCUUUUAUGAAAAGUUUCUAUGUGAAUUUGUAUGCAUGUUUAAUAGAAUACUUUUAAGUACAACACAAAUAUGAUUGAACCUUUUUUCCCUCUAAACCUGGUCUUUCUAUACAAAAAAACUUUUGGUUUAGAAGAUUUCUUAAAAGCAGUUGUCAGGAUGAGGAAUAUGCCCAUAAUUUCUGGUACACACAUGUAAAUGCAUCAUGUCUGGAUAAACCAUUUUGAUUUUGAAGAUUUCUAUUUCUUACUUUAAGUUCUGUUCCCAAUAUUCCAAUUUUGUUCCCCUAACUUGGCAACUUUUGUUUUGUUGACAGUGUGUACUUAUGGUAAAAUGCAACUCUUUCACAUUCAGGGUCUGUUGGUAGUUUUAAGAAUAGUAUACUGGGUUCAAAAGAGCUAAGUACUCUUACAUUCAAUCAUAUGCACUUGGUACCUGCAUCCAAAUGUGCAGAGGAUGUCUUCUCGGAAGACCGGGUGAGAUCGAUCAUUAUGAGCAUGAGUUCAUGACACUUUUUGUUUUCGUCCUGGCUAUCUGGAGCUUGCGUGUGGAAACCAGUUCCUGCUAUUAGUAUUAUCUGCUCUUCUGGCAAGCUGAUCCACUUGGGACCUUUUUCUAAAUGCCCAAACGGGACAUAAGGAGAUUACACGACGAAUCUAACCUUUUGCGUACAUGUUUUGGUGCUCUGUAUUUAGAAUUCCCGACAUCACAUUUGCUGUCCAAAUGUGACAUUUAAUGUCUGGGAAAAAUUACUCUCCAGCGAUGUACUUCAGUCUUAGAUUUUCCUACAAAAUAUUUUAAAAAGCCUAAGAGGAGAAAUGCAGGACUUGGAUUAUACAGUGUUACAAAAUUGAGACAUUUUGAGGGUCAACAUGCCUAAUCUGUGUCAAAGCUGUGAUCAAUGACAUUUUAAUGAACGUAACUGGCAGUCUGUUGCUCCUGCAGUUCAGCUGCCAAACUACACACAUUAACUUGGGCUAACACACAUUUCUUUCUACUAAAUGCACAAACAACAGGGCAUUAGAAGAUUGCACAAUGGAACCAAGUGCUGCACACAGAAAUUGUACACGUACGUUUUCCGGCUUUGAUUGUUCUAGGUACAAUUUCUCGUGUCACAUUACAGUUGAAGUGUGAAAUGUACAAAGUCUGAUAACUAUAAGUGGACCUCCAGCUCUUUCGUGUGAAGUUGAAUAGGCCGAAGAAUUAUUUCUGUGAUAAAUUGUCUCUACAUUG